AUGCUUUGCGUUGCAGAUGGGUCUUGUGCGUCAGUCAAUUAUAAAACUUCAGGAAUCGGUAAAGGUCUAUGUGAGCUCAACAGCAAGACACUAACUCAAGAGACAUCUAAAGCUCAUGAAUUCAAUCAUCUUUAUGUGAUUAAAAAGGUUAGAAAAUUCAACUCUUCUAGCUCUAUAAAAUAAAUACUCGCAAAGUGGUCAGUGCAUGCACGCGCCUUUCAUUAUGCAAGACUGAAGACUUAGUUCGAGUUUUCAGUUUGAUUCAAACAAUAUCUACUGGAUUCUACAGGAAAGGUUUCCAUGCAGUAUUUCUAGCUAUACACCAUACAAUUUAGGUGCCCAUUCCCAAAGACUACAUAUUUAAAUAUAUUACAGUACAAACGAAAACUAUAUAGAUACACGGCAAAAAAUUGAAAUUUUGAGGUGAUUUAUCAUCGAAUUAUUCUCAUCUAUGUUAGAACUGCAGGACAUAUAGAAAUUUACUACUCCUGAUUAUGAUUUCAAGCUGGGGUAUGUUUAGUCACUGUAUAUAUAUAACAUAUCUACAGUGUAAAGUUAGAAUACUGAAACAUUGGCAGUAUUUUGUCGACAUUUCUAAAUUGAAAAUAUAAGUUAACAAUGACCAUAUUUUUUUAAAAGAGCUUUUCUAACCUAGUCUAUAUAUUCAUUUUACAAUGAGUAGACACGAAGCAGCAUGCUAUACUUUGUUCAUGCAACAUUUAUUUGCUGAGUAAUUAUUUAUGUUUGUUUAAAGAAAACAUAUUAAGAAACACAUGUUAAUUAUGCUGCAUACUUCUUUAUUUGUAGAAAUAUCCGGAAACAAUUCCAUCAAGCACUCCACCGAAAUCACAAAAUUUAUCCAAAAGUAAGUUCAAAGUGCGCCUCUCUAGAAAUAUGCAACAACCUCCCACCCUUUCGUAACAGCACAACUGCAUAGCUCGAAAACAUUGUUCCAACAUAAAUUACUUCGUAAGUGGAUUGAGACAUUGUAGUGCAUGCAAUCGCAGGUUACCAUAGUAACAUAAAUAUCAUACAUUUUUACUGUCAAAAUCUAUCAUGUAUAUAGGCUAUAGUUUAUUGUAUAGCCAUGCAGUUCGUCUGACAAAGGCUUUUAAAUAAUUCGAAGUAUCGCCAUAAGUUUUGUCUUUAUUUUAAUCCAUAUCUUGAAUUUUCAAGAUGCAGCUCUCAGAACUUAUUUUAUUUUCUACUUUUUUACAUUGUCGGCGGGAAAAGGAUUUGGAAGGAACCUCGGAAAUUAUUGUGGGAAAAAGGGUUGGGGGUUAUGUGGUCCAUAAAUAGUACUUGACGCUUAUUUUGACAGCAAUUCUAGAUGUAUACUGUACUAUUCACCUUUUAGCAAUUGAAGAUCUGUUGCCAUCUUGUAAGGAAGUGCUGAAGAGAAACAGGUAAAUGGAGUUUCUUCAUAAUGUCACUGUAUAUACUUUAACGUAAAUGCCUUGUAGGGAAAACAGUUUAUAGAUAUACCUUUGAAGUAUUAAGAAAGUUAGUUUAAUUUUAGUUACUGCUACGACAUUAUUUUCCCAACAUUUCUAUAACUCCUUAUAUACUCUAUUCAGCUCACUCUCCAACGGUGUUUACAAACUACGAAAUAAUGAAUCACUCGAAGAAUAUUCAGUUUACUGUCACAUGACUGAAAUACCUGGAUGCGGGACAGGAGGCUGGACACUAGUGAUGAAAAUGGAUGGCAACAAGGUAAAGAUCAUCCCGGUUACAAAUGAAUUUUAAGAACAAUAGAUAGUAAUAAAUUAAUAAUUAUAAACAGAAUAAGUAAGCAUUUUCAUUUACAGAAUGACUUCAGCUACAUCUCUCAUUACUGGACAAACAAGGAAACCUACGCAGUUGAAGAUGGACUUGAAGGUUUGAAUGAAAAACAAACAAAACUUGCUUCUUACUGGAACACACCGUUUAAAAAAAUAUGCCUCGGAAUGAAAGUCAAUGGUGCUACAAAAUGGAUUUUGAUCGGCCACCAAGCAAGUUCGCUGUUCAAUAUAAUCGCAGGCGGAAAUUUCAUAGCAACAACCAUUGAAAAGAACGCAUGGAAGUCACUGGUCAAGGAUUCGAAUUUGCAAAACAACUGUAAUCAACAAGGGUUCAAUAUAGACAACGGAAAUAUACACUAUGCAUUUGCUUACAACAAUGUACGGAUUGGAUUAGUGGCAAAUAAUCAAAACGACUGCGAGAGUUGUGACUCAUGUAUUGGCUUCGGUACUUCGGUACGUGGAUGUGAUGGCGAUGUGAGAAAUUCCGCGUGCGGUAAUAUAAUGGCUUUUUGUACUGAUCCAAAAAAUGAUAAGGACACUGCAGCGUUUGGAUACAUACUUGUACAGUAG
Paramuricea clavata is the source of this 2351-nucleotide messenger RNA. The record is from the annotation of a GenBank genome assembly. NCBI's taxonomy places the organism in Eukaryota, Metazoa, Cnidaria, Anthozoa, Malacalcyonacea, Plexauridae.